Molecule: messenger RNA, 129 nt
Organism: Racocetra fulgida
Lineage: Eukaryota; Fungi; Glomeromycota; Glomeromycetes; Diversisporales; Gigasporaceae
Source: the annotation of a GenBank genome assembly
UACGAAAAAAAAAUGUCUAAAAAGCAAAAAAUAACUACGCUUGAAUCAAAUAUUCAAUAUAAGAAUGAAUUAACUGAAAGCAGUUUUGAAGCUACUGAUAAUACCAUCGAUUUAACAGAAAAUAUCUAG